AUGCAAGGAGAAAGUUCCGAACUUUCAGCAUGUCCCAGCUUUAACAGCUACUCUUCGGAUAGACUCGCAGCCAUAGCGGCUGAAGUAACCCGCGAGUUUGACGGUGUUGGGGACCGGCAGCGACAACUUGGUGAUGAUUAUCGGGGCGAAGAACCAGAGGACAACGAUGACGACUUCGAAUUCGUUUCGGUUCGUAGGGUCGACGAUGUGGCCGUCAUCGACGGCCACAUAGGUCCGGUUUUCCCUAUAUUCAAUCGCAACCUCUUCGCGGAGAAGAGUCAACAGAAAAUCAAUGAAACGUGCGAUCCAGAGGAGGCAGAGGGUCACGAUGUGCUGUCCGUCCGGGUUCCGCUAAAGCAGCUGUUCGGAGAGGAACGCGAUCAAACGUCGUCGACGUUUUCGACGUCUUCGGAGGAAGAGGUGGAGGACGGGCUGGAUGGGGUCCCUCCCGGAACCUACUGUAUUUGGACUCCGAAUAGUAGUAACAACAGCUCGGCCAAAGCCUCCCCCAGCAAAUGCAAGAAAAGCAGUUCCACCGGAACUGGACCGGCGUCGGCAUCAAAACGCUGGAGGCUCUCGAGUUUUCUUCGCAGAUGCAACAGCGAAGGCAAGGAAUCGUUGGUGUUCUUGACGCCGAAGAAGGAAGCUGAGAUUAGAGCCGAGAAGGCCGAACUGGAUCAUUCGAAGCUGGAAAAGAAGGUACCGAAGAAGGCCGUGUCGAAGGAAACCAUGUCGUCGGCACACGAAGCUUUCUACGUGAGGAACAGGGCGAUGAGGGAGGGGGGCAAGAGGCGGACAUACUUGCCAUACAGGCAAGACUUGGUCGGUUUCUGGACUAGCGUGGGUGCGUUAGGCAAGACCUUCCCUCCUUUCUGA
Carya illinoinensis is the source of this 876-nucleotide messenger RNA. RefSeq lists its product as uncharacterized. Lineage: Eukaryota; Viridiplantae; Streptophyta; Magnoliopsida; Fagales; Juglandaceae. The record is from RefSeq and is a predicted model, not a curated record. Bases 1 to 876 code for a protein of 291 amino acids. The transcript has a single exon.